UUGCGUUGAUUAAUUUUAUUUACAACAAUGGGCACGGAUGAUCUUAUUACUUUAUUGUCGGUAGAGUUCGAGGUUUUUGGACAAGUACAAGGAUGUUUCUUUACCAAAUACUGCAAGGAUCUCGCGCUGCAGUUAAACAUUACUGGCUGGGUGAAGAAUACAAAGAUGGGAACUAUAGUAGGCAAGUUGCAGGGAAGGAAGGCUGAAUUGGAACACAUGCUUGAUUGGCUGAGCACCACAGGGUCUCCAGGCUGCAAAAUAGAGAGAUGCGAGCUAAGGAAUUGGGUGUAUUUGACGCGCUUCGAUUAUAACGACUUUAGCAUACGCUUUUAGUGAUUUGAAAAUAAAUUAUUUUGUAAUAUAA
This is a messenger RNA of Papilio polytes (common Mormon), 364 nucleotides long. RefSeq names its product acylphosphatase-1-like. The transcript has 3 exons. Lineage: Eukaryota; Metazoa; Arthropoda; Insecta; Lepidoptera; Papilionidae. The record is from RefSeq and is a predicted model, not a curated record. Bases 28 to 333 code for a protein of 101 amino acids. Gene Ontology annotation, molecular function: acylphosphatase activity.